Molecule: messenger RNA, 492 nt
Organism: Procambarus clarkii (red swamp crayfish)
Lineage: Eukaryota; Metazoa; Arthropoda; Malacostraca; Decapoda; Cambaridae
Product: keratin-associated protein 10-4-like
Source: RefSeq, a predicted model, not a curated record
AUGGUCAUGUGCUACAAGGUCCUGUGCUAUAAGGUCAUGUGCUACACGGUCCUGUGCUACAAGGUCCUGUGCUAUCAGGUCAUGUGCUACAAGGUCCUGUGCUAUAAGGUCAUGUGCUACAAGGUCCUGUGCUACAAGGUCAUGAGCUACAAGGUCAUGUGCUAUAAGGUCAUGUGCUACACGGUCAUGUGCUAUAAGGUCAUGUGCUGCAAGUUCCUGUGCUACAAAAUUAUGUGCUACAAAGUCAUGUGCUAUAAGGUCAUGUGCUACACGGUCCUGUGCUACAUUGUCAUGUGCUACAAGGUCAUGUGCUAUAAGGUCAUGUGCUGCAAGUUACUGUGCUACAAAAUUAUGUGCUACAAGGUCAUAUGCUACAAGGUCCUGUGUUACAAGGUCCUGUGCUACAUGGUCCUGUGCUACAAGGCCCUGUGCUACAAGGUCAUGUGCUACAAGGUCCUGUGCUACAAGGUCAUGUGCUACAAGGUCAUGUGA